UUAAUCCAGAUCUCGAACCUGAAAUUAGACAUGAAACUGGUUCUUUAAUCAAACCAGUAAAACUGUGGACAAGAAUGGAUAAGCUUUUGUUAAUAUUUGGUGUCGUCAUUAACCUUGGAGAUGGAAUGGAAAUCUAUUUGCCUGGAGUGAUAACACAACAAGUUUCGUGCGAAAUUGAACUUUCUCCAUGGAAGGAAGCAAUACUGGACUGCAUACAGUACUCCACUUUAGCAGUUGCUGUCGCCUUCUCAGGAAUAUUGGCUCACAGGUUUGGGUGUAGAGUUUUGACUCUGUUUUCCCUCUAUUUGAGCGCUAUCAGCACAGUUGCCUGUGCUAUAGUAGCUAACUACACCACACUUCUCAUUUCUAGAGCCCUUAUCGGGUUUUCUCUUGGACUCAAUUUUUCCGUCCAUAGCGUCUUGAUUGCUGAGCUGAUCUCUAGUAAGAAAGUUCUUGACGAGAUGGUGAUGGCAUUGUUCAUAACGUACAGUGUCGGAGGAAUGUGGUCGGCGAUUCUGGGAUACCUGCUGUUAGAUGUGGUAGGAUGGAGGAUUUUCAUUCUUCUGACAUCAUUACCUUUCUUCAUACCACCCAUUUUCAUGCUCCACUUUAGUUCCGCGUUGACAUCAGGACAGAAAACGGGACAAACUGUGAAUGAGCAAAACCAAAAGGAGGAGAAGGAAACGGUGUCUGCGACUGUUCCAAAUUUUGUUGCCAGAACUACAAAACUAGGGUUGUUCGGCUUUGUGGUCUUCUUCCAGGGCUGGCUCACUAUUCUUCUCGUACCCACUUUAAUCCAGGCCUUCAAGACCAAGGAAGCCGAACCAAACAGUGACUGCUCAGUGACUGUGACUCAAGGAAAGGAACUCCUGCUACUGGCCCUCGUCACAUUUGCAGCUAUCCUCGGACGGUUAUUCAUGCACUUCACGAGGAAGAAAUUCAAUUUUCGCAAAUUUCAAGUGAUAGUUGCCAUACUGAACGUGGCGAGUUUUGGAGGCAUGCUUGCACAGGAUCAUCUUGCAGUAGUUGUAACAACCAACUUCAUCGUCAAGUUCUUGUAUGGGGUCACUGGUAUGGCCAAAGGUUACAUUCUCUACGACAUAGAUUACUUCGGAGCGGAGAUGUUUGCUCUUGGCUCCAGUGUUUCGCUUGCUAUGAACUUGGUUGGAGGUGCAGUUGGAACAGCUAUGGUGGCCUUUGCACCGCUACCUUCUGUUAUUAUCACUGCGUUAGUGCUCAGUGCUCUGCAGAUUCUGGUGGUUCUCUCAAUGACAGAAGUUCAGUAG
This is a messenger RNA of Bolinopsis microptera, 1286 nucleotides long. RefSeq names its product synaptic vesicle 2-related protein-like. Gene Ontology annotation, biological process: transmembrane transport. The transcript has 3 exons. Lineage: Eukaryota; Metazoa; Ctenophora; Tentaculata; Lobata; Bolinopsidae. The record is from RefSeq and is a predicted model, not a curated record. Gene Ontology annotation, cellular component: membrane. The coding region runs from base 75 to 1286 and encodes 403 amino acids. Gene Ontology annotation, molecular function: transmembrane transporter activity.